Messenger RNA from Phycodurus eques (leafy seadragon), 2970 nucleotides. It is a transcript of the gene nmd3, whose product is annotated as NMD3 ribosome export adaptor. Gene Ontology annotation, cellular component: cytoplasm; nucleus. Lineage: Eukaryota; Metazoa; Chordata; Actinopteri; Syngnathiformes; Syngnathidae. The record is from RefSeq and is a predicted model, not a curated record. Gene Ontology annotation, biological process: ribosomal large subunit export from nucleus. Gene Ontology annotation, molecular function: ribosomal large subunit binding. The coding region runs from base 142 to 1653 and encodes 503 amino acids. The transcript is spliced from 16 exons.
GUCCUCAUCCUCAAGCCGUGAGUGACGUCACGCAGCCUUUCUCCACGGACCUCGAUGGAAGAAACGUGGAGUCGGAAGUGUGUGAAGAAAUUCAUGUUUUACUAGCAUCAGGUUCUUCACAAAAGUGUCAAGUUGUCAAGAAUGGAGUACAUGCAGUCCGGUGCCACAAGCACCCAGGGAAAUAUCCUGUGCUGCACUUGUGGUGUCCCAAUUCCUCCUAACCCAGCCAACAUGUGUGUGGCUUGUCUGCGCACUCAGGUAGACAUCUCGGAGGGAAUUCCCAAACAAGUAACAGUCCAUUUCUGUAAGCAGUGUGAAAGGUACUUGCAACCUCCAGCCACAUGGGUACAGUGUGCUCUGGAGUCCAGGGAGUUGCUCGCCCUUUGUCUGAAAAAAAUUAAAGGCUCUAUGACCAAAGUGCGUCUUAUUGACGCUGGCUUCUUAUGGACAGAGCCUCACUCCAAAAGGAUUAAGAUGAAACUUACCAUACAGAAAGAAGUGAUGAACGGUGCCAUCUUACAGCAGGUCUUUGUGGUGGAGUUUGUCAUCCAGCCUCAAAUGUGCGACGACUGCCACCGUGUGGAGGCCAAAGACUUUUGGAAGGCUGUGGUUCAAGUUAGGCAGAAGACUGCCCACAAAAAGACAUUCUACUAUUUGGAGCAGCUAAUCCUCAAACACAAGCUCCACCAGAAUGCCCUAAACAUCAAAGAAAUUCAUGAGGGCAUCGAUUUCUACUACGGCUCCAAGCAGCACGCUCAGAAGAUGGUCGACUUCCUCCAGUGCACCGUGCCCUGCAGGUCAAAGAUGUCCCAGCGGCUCAUCUCUCACGACAUCCACUCAAACACGUACAACUACAAGAGCACAUACUCUCUGGAGAUAGUACCAGUUUGCAAGGACAACGUUGUGUGCCUGUCGCCGCGGUUGGCGCAGAGCCUGGGGAACAUGGGACAAGUGUGCGUGUGCGUCCGUGUCACCAGUACCCUCCACCUCAUCGACCCAAACACCUUGCAGAUUGCCGAGGUUGAUGGGAGCACAUACUGGCGCCAUCCCUUCAACGGCCUCUGUAACCCACGGCAACUGGAGGAGUUUAUCGUUAUGGAUAUUGACAUCAUCAGAGACCAGAAGCUGGCUGCUGGAGCCGGCAUGAGGUCCAAUAAGCACACCCUGGCUGAGUUGUGGGUACAGAAGACAUCAGAGAUGGACACCUGUCAGCAGUACCACUGCCGCACGUUCUUGGGCCACCUGCUCAACAUUGGAGACCUGGUGAUGGGGUUUGACUUUGCCAAUUCCAAUGUCAACGACGAGUUCUUGAAUAAGAUGAACCCUCAUCAUGUACCGGAUGUGGUGCUAAUCAAGAAGAGCUAUGACCGCAGCCGCAGAGUGAGACGCAGGAACUGGAAACUGCAGGAGAUGGCCAGAGACAAAGAUGGCAUGGAUACAGACGACCAACGACAAUACCAAGACUUCCUGGAGGACCUGGAGGAGGAUGAGGCUCUGAGGAAGAACGUCAACAUCUUCAGAGACUCCUCAAAGAUCCCGGUGGAGAGCGACACCGAUGAUGACGGCGCACCACGUAUCUCCUUGGCGGAAAUGCUGGAGGAGCUCAGCCUCUCGGACGCCACGGGAGGCGAGGGGGCCGACAUGAUAGAGUAGACAAAGCCACACCGCAAGAGCUGAGCUAAAGCAUCUCAUUUCUACUAGCCAGAAGAUUGCGACUUGAUUAAACCAGAUUAUGUUCUAAAUCAUGCAGUUUAUUCGGUUCAUUAGUUUCUGCCUGCACUUCCCCUAAAGGAGUAACAUUUUACCAAUCAAAAUCAUGUAAUAUUUUGAAUAAGUGGGAGAGUUAAUGUCAAAAAUACAUAUUUCUCCAUAUGUGAACUACUUUGGGAUGAUUUGCUUGAAACCUCCACCAGAGAGCGCUGUAGCUUUAAAGGCACGGAUGGGCAAAAAUUGAGUAGUUGCUCAGUCGCUCAACCUUGUGGUCAAUGCUCCAUUGGUGUCUAAAUGGCUCCAGAUUUGUGGUGCCAGAACACUGCCAUUAAGUGUUGUGGGAAAAUAUUAGAGAUUAAUAUUGGCACAAAAACGAGUUUUGGAUUCAAUUGAAAAAUAAAAUUCAGACAUAAAAAAAAAAAUGCAAGGACUUCUUUUGAUGAUGGCACGGUGGACGACUAGUUAGCACGUCAGCCUCAACGUUCUGAGGACCUUGGUUCAAAUCCGGUCUCGCCUGUGUGGAGUUUGAAUGUUCUUCCCGUGCCUGUGUGGGUUUUCUCUGGGUACUCCAGUUUCCUCCCACAUGCCAAAAACAUGCAUGGUAGGUUAAUUGAAGACUCUAAAUUUAAAAGAAAUUAGUGAAAGAAAAGUAAAAAUUGUUGCACUAUUGUAACCUACAACCUGGACAACUCAAUUUUAUUUUAUUUUUAAAAAAAUCUUAUUGAGAGAGAAAAAGCUAUUGGAAAUAAUGUGGUUGCAUAUGUUUGCACACCUUCAUAUAACUGGAAUGUGGUUGUGUUCAGAAUUAACCAGACACGUGUUCGGGAGAUUUUGUUUUGGUCCAAUGAAACCAAGGUUGAACGUGUAAAUCUAAAAGGUAUAUUUGGCAUAAACGCAACACUGCUCAUUACCAAAAAAAACACAAUACUUUCAGUGAAGCGUGAGUGUGGGAGCAUCAUGCUUUGCGGCUGUUUUCCAUCACCUGAACUGCCUUGGACUAGGUGGAAGGAAUUAUGAACAGUUUGAUCUAGCAGUCAGUGUUUGCCCAAAACCUUCAGGCUUCUGCCAGAAAGCAAACAUAAAAGAAUCAGGGAGAGCAUUCUAGAACAGCAGAAAUUUAUUGGGGGUAAUUCAGAGGCACUUUAAAUGGUGUGUGCUAACUCCCAUUUAACAUGAGUUGAAAUGUGUUUGGUAAUUUCUGAACACAGCCACAUCCCAGUUAUAAGAUGGUGUGUAUAAUUGUGCAACCACGUCAGUUUC